AUGGAGUAUAAAUUACGAAAAGCGGAGUCCCGGGACGUGCCUGAUAUUUUACGACUGGUGAAGGAACUCGCCAAGUAUGAAGAGAUGGAGAAUCAGGUGACGCUCACGGAGCAAGAUCUGCUGGAAGACGGCUUCGGUGACACUCCGUUCUACCACUGUGUCAUCGUUGAGCUGCAGGCGCACAGCAACACUGAAGACAUGCAGGUGGUCGGCUUUGCCAUGUACUACUUCACCUAUGACCCCUGGGUUGGAAAGCAGCUGUAUCUGGAGGACUUCUUCAUCUCCCAGGAAUACAGAGGUUUAGGGAUCGGUUCUCACAUCAUGAGACAUCUGAGUGAGUUGGCCGUGAAGACCCGCUGCAGUGGUAUGAUGUUCGUGGUGGCAGAGAACAACGAAGCUUCGAUCCAGUUCUACAAACGCCGCGGAGCUGAAGACCUGUCCCAGGAGGAGGGCUGGAGACUGUACCGCUUUGACAAGGAGAGCCUGGUGAGGAUGGCCUCGCCUGCUGCUGCAGAGGACUUCAGCCCGCCCGCCUCCUGUCUCCAAAGCAUCGUUCUGACUCCCACCAUGUUCCCCCUGAGGUUUACUUGUUUGCGAUCGGCUGUGGCCUUCACCUCUCGAUCUCUCUGCUCCAGUCCUGGACGAGCUCCGGACAUGAAAGAAGGGAACCCUCUGUUACAUGUGUCCAAUGUGCGUAACCGACUGCGUGAGAUUGUGGGGGCGUCGACCAACUGGAGUGACCACCAGCAGGCCCUAGCUGAGCGCGUGUCUCUGUCCUCUAUGCUGGCCUCCUCUCAGAGCGCACUUCCCCCAAAGUCCAUGAAGGACAGUUUUCUGGAGGUACACCUGCCCCUGGGCUCCGAGCCUCAGCUGAGAGAAAAGUACCUGACCUUCCACAACACUGUCAGGUUUGGCAGAAUCCUUGAGGACCUGGACAGUCUGGCAGUCUUGAUCUCGUAUUCACACACGUACAACCCCACGCUGAAGAGAUCUCCGCUCUCUAUCGUCACAGCCCUUGUUGACAAGAUUGACAUGAGGCACCAUGUGAUCUACCCAGACUGUGACAUCAAGUUUACGGGUCAUGUGACGUGGGUGGGGAGCACCUCUAUUGAAGCCAAGAUGCACAUGAGCCAGUUCAGAGAUGGAGCCUACGCACCAGUGUUGGAUGCCACCUUCGUCAUGGUGGCUAGAGACCCGGAGAACAAGAGAGCUGCAUAUGUGAAUCCACUGAAGCCACAGGGACCAGAGGAGGAGCUGCUAUUCCAGGAAGGAGAAGAGAAUAAAUCUCGCCGUGUGACGCUCAGCACAGCGUCCCUGCUCAAAGUGGCUCCGACUGCUGAAGAGAGAAAGAUUGUGCACAGCCUCUUCCUCAACACGCUGGACCACAAGACAGUGAGCUUCCGCAGCAGAGUCCUUCCUCCAAACUCUGUGUGGAUGCAGGACGCCAAACUGAAGGGACUGGAGAUCUGCCAUCCUCAGGAGAGGAACAUAUUUAAUCGUAUUUUCGGGGGGUUUCUGAUGAGGAAGGCCUACGAGCUCGGCUGGGCCAACGCCUGCUCCUUCGGGUCGUGUCGUCCCAGUCUUGUGGCGGUGGAUGACAUCCUGUUCCAGAAACCUGUGGAGAUCGGCUCUCUGCUGCUGCUGUCCUCACAGGUGUGUUACUCUGAGGGGAAACACAUCCAAGUUCGUGUUCACAGUGAGGUCUACGAUCCCCUGACGCAGACGCACAACACCACCAACGUCUUCCACUUCACCUUCAGCUCGGACCGGGACGUGCCAAGCAUCAUACCCGAGACCUACGGAGAGUCGAUGUUGUAUCUGGACGGAAAGAGACACUUCACCCAAGCCGUCCACUGA
Molecule: messenger RNA, 1857 nt
Organism: Knipowitschia caucasica
Lineage: Eukaryota; Metazoa; Chordata; Actinopteri; Gobiiformes; Gobiidae
Source: the annotation of a GenBank genome assembly